Messenger RNA from Theobroma cacao (cacao), 942 nucleotides. RefSeq names its product MLP-like protein 423 (gene MLP423). Gene Ontology annotation, biological process: defense response. The record is from RefSeq and is a predicted model, not a curated record. NCBI's taxonomy places the organism in Eukaryota, Viridiplantae, Streptophyta, Magnoliopsida, Malvales, Malvaceae.
GAAUAAUUUAUGGGGCCCGACCGUCUCCCUCGCUAUGUGCGUGCUUGUGCCUUGUGUUACUUGUGUGUGGCUGAAUGCAACGGGGCAGUUGAACCAGUACCAGAGAAAUUCAAUACCUUCAGUUCUCAUUUAGAAACCAAACUAUCUCUUCGACUACUAUAUAUACAGGUCUAUAUAUAUGCUAAACGGUAAGUCAAGACACCUUCUUUCUGAACUACGGUUUCCUUUUUUGCUUUCCUAGCUUUUAAUACCAUACAGCAAUGGCUUGCAGUGGGAAGCUUCACGUGGAUGUUGAGCUCAAGUCUCCUGCAGAAAAGGUCUGGGGAACUAUUAGGGACUCGACCAAAAUUUUUCCUGAAGCCUUGUCCCAUGAUUACAAGAGCAUUCAAGUGCUAGAGGGCGAUGGCAAGGCCCCUGGAUCUAUCCGCCUCAUCAAUUAUGCUGAAGGUUCUCCAAUUGUUAAGGUAUCCAAAGAGAGAAUUGAAUCUGUGGAUGAAGUGGGGAAGAUAUAUGUUUACAGCAUCAUUGAUGGGGAUCUCAAGCAAUACUAUAAGACUUUCAUUGGCAAGAUCAUUGUCAUUCCCAAGGGAGAGUCGAGCUUGGUUCAAUGGUCCUGUGAAUUUGAGAAGGCAAGUGAAGAGAUCCCUGAUCCAAGCUUGAUUAAGGAAUUUGCAGUGAAGAACUUUGUGGAGAUCGAUGACUAUAUUCACACCAAAGCUUAGAGGCCUGCAGGCCACCUACCUCUUUUAAUGGGUCGUCUUAUGUUUUAUUAGUAAAUAAUAAUGCAGGGGGUUCCUACUUUGGUCCUCAAUUAGCUUACCUUCUUCAGCAGUGACCUCUUAAUUAUCCCUGUAUUGUCUAUUUUAAUUUAAAGGAGUUCAGUUGCUACUGUGAUAGAAUAAUUGACUAGGAUAGAUAUUGGAUAUCUGUUCAUUAUUCUUU